CAGUGAAAGGUGUUGUAUGAUACAGAAUUAUAGCUAUUGGCGUAUUUCGAAUCUUUCGUUUGUUUUGUAAACAAAACGUCCCGAUAGUGUCAUUACGAUGAAAAGGAUAGCGUGGUGGAAACCAUUCAUUUUGUGUUAGUUUUAUGAAUCAUGAUUAACGUUACUUAUCCAAUAUAUUUUUAUUUUGACUCACAAGUAUAUCAUUACAAACAUCAGUAAAUCAACGAGACACUAGAAAUUGUCAAAUCGAGUUUUUAAUUAUGUGAUGCAGACAUUUAGAAUCAACAACACGGGAUCGACACAGCAGGAUAAUGCAAUUUUCUUUUCAUUUUCACUGUUGUAUUUGAAACGAACUUCGACGAAAUUUGUUAAAUAAAUUAUAGAUUUGAAACAUCUGCAGAUGUUCGAUUGAGUUUUAUAUCUGUAUAAAAUGAAAGAAAGACAGUAUGCUGGUUACUGAGUGCAAACAGUGAGUUUGAAUACUUUAUCCACUAUAGUGAAUCAAAAUAUGUUAAACCAAGUUUCCCGGAAAAGUGUAUUGCAUAAAACAUGAGAGUGCAUGAAACAUGAAAUAAAGUUCAAAGAGCAUAACGCGUUUAUUCUGUAUGAUGGUAUUAGAGCACCAAGGAAUGUUGCAAAAUUUUCAAACGUUAGGGUCACAACCAGCGUUGCAACUGUACGCAGCGGCUGCAGCGGCACAAUUGACGCCGAGAAACCGUGUACCACAGUGGGCGCCUUUUCUGCAAUUUAGUGUUCCUGGUGUAUUCGGUGGCCCAUUUUUAACACGGCCCCGUUUCGGACCGCCGGGUACACCACAAAAUCUAGUUGCCUUAAGUGGAUUAAAUAAUGUCAACAACACACAUCACCGCAUAUCACCACAUCGAGCAAUACAGGGCCCUCCUAGUGAAGAUUCUAAUGAUGAUAGAGGAUCGACUGCCGACGGAGAAGAUGAAAGUAGUGCUUCAAAACGGAGGAGAUCAAGAACGAACUUCAAUUCCUGGCAGUUGGAGGAGUUAGAACGAGCUUUUGCGACAAGCCACUACCCAGAUGUGUUUAUGAGAGAAGCGUUAGCUAUGAGGCUAGAUUUGAAAGAAAGCAGAGUAGCGGUUUGGUUCCAAAAUCGAAGAGCGAAGUGGAGGAAAAAAGAACACACGAAAAAAGGUCCAGGUAGACCUGCUCAUAAUGCUCACCCCCAAUCCUGUUCCGGAGAACCUAUUCCACCUAAUGAAUUGCGAGCACGAGAAAAGGCACGUCGUCGAAAAAAACUAGCAAAAGCGCUUGAGCGUCAGGCUAGAAAGCUACGAGCUAAAGGAAUUGAUGUUGAUUUGGAGGUUCUUAAAGCAGAAUAUGUAACCCAGCAUCGCAGUAACUCUAGUUCUGACAGCGAAGAUGGUGGCGAUGACGACGACGAUGAUGAAGAUCCAAUCGAUGUUGUCGGUGGAGCAGAAUCGAAUGAGAUACCAGAAGACUGUAAUAUAGAAAGGCGGUACAGUAUCGACGAUGCUCUGGAUGAGAAUACUGACACGGAUAGAAAUAGUAUGAGGCCAAAUCCAUUUAGUAUAGAAUCACUGCUAUUCAAUAAUACGUGAAGAGCCUGUGUAUGCAGUAAAGCUUCCUACCAAUAAUUUAGUUCAGAUGCUACCAUUGCGUACAAUUCGAUACAAUUAAGGUACUAAUUAUGUUUUGUUACAUGCCGUAUUUUCUGUGACAUAUUCAAUAAACGAUAUUUUAGACGA
Molecule: messenger RNA, 1736 nt
Organism: Topomyia yanbarensis
Lineage: Eukaryota; Metazoa; Arthropoda; Insecta; Diptera; Culicidae
Product: homeobox protein unc-4-like
Exons: 4
Coding region: 606-1589 (327 amino acids)
Biological process (GO): regulation of DNA-templated transcription
Molecular function (GO): DNA-binding transcription factor activity, RNA polymerase II-specific; sequence-specific double-stranded DNA binding
Source: RefSeq, a predicted model, not a curated record